Molecule: messenger RNA, 560 nt
Organism: Drosophila eugracilis
Lineage: Eukaryota; Metazoa; Arthropoda; Insecta; Diptera; Drosophilidae
Product: trafficking protein particle complex subunit 2-like protein
Exons: 5
Coding region: 92-514 (140 amino acids)
Biological process (GO): endoplasmic reticulum to Golgi vesicle-mediated transport
Cellular component (GO): TRAPP complex; cytoplasm; nucleus
Source: RefSeq, a predicted model, not a curated record
CCGGUCUAUCGAUAACAGACCGUACAGCUGAUCUCCUUCCAUCUCUAGCUAAGGAGUAAACAAAAAAGAAACACCCAGAAAUAACAAAAAUAUGGCAUUUUGCAUAGCAGUAAUCGGCAAGGAUAAUGCGCCAUUGUAUUUAACAACUGCUGAUAUGGAGCAGGAACUGGAUUUGCAAUAUCACGUACACGCCGCUUUGGACGUCGUUGAAGAAAAAUGCUUAAUUGGCAAGGGAGCUCCGGAGUCCAAAGAACUUUAUCUAGGACUGCUCUACUCCACAGAGAACCACAAAAUCUACGGCUUUGUAACAAACACUAGGGUAAAAUUCAUAGUGGUCAUAGAUUCCAGCAAUGUUGCUCUACGAGAAAACGAGAUCAAUAUCUUCCAGAUCUUUCGAAAUCUCCACUUGCUCUAUACAGAUGCCAUCUGCGAUCCCUUCUACAUUCCCGGCGAAUCCCUGACUUCCAAGAAAUUUGAUCGCGCUGUCCAGAAACUGAUGAGCGGCAAUGCCUAGCUGUAGAUUAAAACUGAACGAACAAUAAAGCGAAUUGUUUAUCACA